GAGCGGCGCUUUCAGUGGACGCUCCCGCGCUCCAGCCAUUGGUCGACUCGCGCGCGUGGAAGACAAACCUGACGCUGAGUGAGAGGAUCCUCUUCAAGAGACCAUGGCUUCAAAGUGCCCUAAAUGCGAAAAGACUGUUUAUUUUGCUGAAAAAGUGUCAUCACUGGGGAAGGAUUGGCACAAGUUCUGUUUGAAGUGUGAGCGCUGCAGUAAGACCCUCACCGCGGGUGGCCAUGCUGAGCAUGAUGGGAAACCAUACUGCCACAAGCCAUGCUAUGCUGCCCUCUUUGGGCCAAAAGGUGUGAACAUUGGGGGUGCUGGCUCAUAUGUGUAUGAGGCUCCAGCCAAUCCCUCCCCACCUGCAUCCACCGUAGACUCUGCACCCAAUCCUCAGGAGAAAUGGGUCCCGGCAUCUUCAAGGCCACCAUCUAAAGCUGGAAGCAUCACCACCUUCUCUGGGGAAGCCAACUUGUGUCCCAGAUGCAACAAGAAGGUCUAUUUUGCUGAGAAGGUGACGUCACUGGGGAAGGACUGGCAUCGUCCGUGCCUGCGUUGUGAGAGAUGCAGUAAGACCCUGGCAGCUGGCAGCCACGCAGAGCAUGAUGGUCAGCCCUACUGCCAUAAACCAUGUUAUGCUGUCCUCUUCGGUCCAAAAGGUGUAAACACUGGUGGUGUCGGCAGCUACAUCUAUGACAAGGAGCCCACCACGGAGGCCCAGCCUUGAUUUUCAAUCCCGGGAAGCCCAACUUCACUAUAAUAACAGGCACUACCAGUACCUCACACACUUUCACAUAUGCCCCACUUUUUGCCUUAUCACAGAUAACCUGUGCCAGCUUGAACGUUUCUGCAGAAAAGUGACGCCACAUAUAAUCAUGCCUUGAGCUCCAGCCGCACCACUGACAGUCCCUUGGCCUCUUCUUUUUGAUCUACCCCAAUUACAAUGAACCCCAAUAAGAGGAAAAUUUGAACUGGUUAAUCAUUUUUUAUUUGUCCUAUGAUUCAUUUAAAGGUCAUUUAUUUGUGUAUACAGUAUCUUUGUUUGUAUUAUCAUUAAAGCACUGUAUUGUAGCUCCUCUAUAAAGGAAAAAGUAAGAUCCCUACUUCCACAAUACUGCAUGUACAGUAGGAUGCUUGUGUAAUGAGUGUUCUAGUAGCAGAUAAAACAACAGAAGUUCACUGAGGGAGUUUUGUUACAUGAAGAGGAGCCGAGCUGUUUGAAAUGCCUGCUCGCCUUAGAGUCUCCAUGCAGGUGCAUUCGGGAGCACAUCAUCAUAAAUCUGAAAAAUAUUCCCAAACCCAGAUUUACCUUUUUGGCCAUAUGGCAACAUUCUUUAGUUGCAACUUUUUAAGAGAAGAUCUGCAGCAUAUAUGCAGACAGUAAAGUGAAACGGCCAAGCUCUUAUUUUUAAGGGGAGGACAGAUCCUGCUCCCAGAGGGCCACUGUCCUGAAGAGUUUAGCUCCAGAUCUAAGUACACCUGAACCAGCCAAUCAAGGUCUUCCAGAUCACUAGAAACUUCCAGGCUGGUGUCGUGGGACAGGAUGGAGCUCAAAUCUGCAGGCCCUCCAGGAGCAGGUCUGGAUACCCCUUGAUUUAUGGGAUAGCUAGUUGAAGUCCACAGGGACUGAUGGGAACAGGGGUGUAUGUGAUUGGUGCUUGGUGACCAAGUAGCUGCAGCUAAUAUUUCUGAUGCCAAUCUAGUACCGUUACAUGAUGCAUGAAACAUAUUAAGGAAAAGGUAUGGAUAAGCUUUUGUAUUAUUUGUGAUCUGAAUAUUUUAAACGAACCCCAGUUUCUCAAAGUGUUGAAACUGAAGUAUUAUGUUUUCCAUUAGUUCUUUAGUUUGUAGUGAAUUCGACUGCAGUCUUUCUGAAGGUGUAUUUGUACUCUGACUGUUAUAUAUUUUUGCUGUAUCAGGCCUUUUGUUCUUUGGAGAACUCUCUUAUGCAGAGUCUGCAUGUCAAGUCCUGCUGCUUCUGUUUGUUUAAUCCCAUAUUAAAGUUUACAUAAAGCUU
Messenger RNA from Carassius carassius (crucian carp), 2014 nucleotides. RefSeq names its product cysteine-rich protein 2 (gene crip2). NCBI's taxonomy places the organism in Eukaryota, Metazoa, Chordata, Actinopteri, Cypriniformes, Cyprinidae. Bases 104 to 724 code for a protein of 206 amino acids. The transcript has 8 exons. The record is from RefSeq and is a predicted model, not a curated record.